AGAGAAGGAGAAGAGAGAAAGCAGCAAGCAGCAGGAGGAAAAAGAAGUCAGAGAAGAAGGCUUGUUUUUUUGGAUGACCUGUGAGGGACUAACACACACACACACACACACACACACACACACAUACACACAUAUACCUACACACCUGACCGAUGCGCCUGCUUUAUGGACCAACACCAUCUCCUCCUCCACUUCAAGCUGUGCACAUAGAAGACUGACAUCUGCGACCAGACAUGCAUUUCCACUACGCGGGGGACCACACGUGGGCGACCAUGUUGGGUCAGAGUGUGCGGUUACAGCCGAUGCCCAUCCAGAGCCUGUCGGAGCUGGAGCGAGCCAGGUUACAGGAAGUUGCCUUAUACCACCUGGAGGAGAGGGACCUGGACUUCAAGAUCAGCAUCCCGAGAGAAAUACACAAACGGAGAAAAUCUCUACGCAGGAAGUUUGACUCCUUUUCAAAGGAAAAGAAAGAGCGAGAGUCGGCCCCCAAGGCGUUCAGCAUCCCCCUCUCCCAGGUCAUCGCCAACGACCGAGCCUACAAGCUGCGUCAGGACGCCCUGAAGGAGAGCAGGCGAGACUGUCUGGACCUGGAGGCCAGCGUCCUGCGCUUCAGGGCCGAGAAGAGGCAGUUCUUCAACGGGAGCACAGGAGGAGGUCCCAGCUUGCCAUCUGCAAACGCGGUAGCACCGGCGCCCAUUUACGAGACCCAGAACAAACCGAUGUCGCCAACGUUUCUGGAUAACUCCGGCCGAGGACAGAGGAGGGGGGGCCUGUCAGUGGACUCCAUCUCGGACCUGGUGGAGAGUCAGUCUCGCCUGCUGGAGGCGCUGCAGCUCUCCCACCCGGCCGAGCUGGAGCUGAAGAAAUCCCCGGACGGCAGGGGCUCGUCGGAGGUGAAGACCCAGACCAAACUCAGCCUCAACCCCAUCUACAGACAGGUGCCGCGGGUGCUGGAGAGGUGCUGCAGUCACAUCGAGACCCACGGUCUGCAGACUGUGGGAAUUUUCCGAGUUGGUAGCUCUAAGAAGAGAGUGAGACAGCUGCUGGAAGACUUUGACCGGGGGGUGGACGUCCAGCUGGAUGAGGAGCAAUGCGUCCAUGACGUGGCAGCGCUGCUCAAAGAGUUCCUCCGAGAACUUCCUGAUCCUUUGCUGUCCAGAGAACUCUACCCAGCUUUCCUGCACGCCAACCUGCUGAGGGGAGCGGACCAGCUGCAGUACCUGCAGCACCUCCUCUACCUGCUGCCCCCCUGUAACUGUGACACCCUGCUGCGGCUCCUCAGCAUGAUACACACCGUGCAGUGCUUCGCCCAGGACACCAUCGGGACAAACGACGAGGAGAUCUCCGGGAACAAGAUGACGGCGGCGAACCUGGCGGUGAUCUUUGGGCCCAACCUACUGCAGAGGGAGCGAGGUGGAGACGCCAGUCCCCAUGCGAUGGGGAUCGAGGACAGCACGGCGAUCAUCAGCGUCACCCUGCUGCUCAUCCAGAACUACAGGAGGCUCUUCACGGUGUCGGCAGAGCUGCAGCAGGAGGUCCUGAUGAGUCUCAUCCAGACAGACCCGGACAUCAUCGACUAUCUGCUGCGGAGGAAACUCAGCGUCAGCCACCUGACGGCAGAGAGCGGCAGUGAGUCGGGGGGGCGUCGGGAUACAGGGGCGUCUCUGGACUCUGUGGGAGCCUCCAGUGGGAGUUUGUCCCCGCUAGAGCCACCAUCACCUCUUUUCCCGCCCAAAAGCAACGGCGGUGAGGGCAGCCUGACCAGCGAGGUCUUCCUCAACGUGCUCAAACUGAACCAGAACCGGAAGCGCCAGGAAACCCGAUACGGUGAGGCCCAUUCAGGUAAAUCCAUCCGCAACAUGCGUCAGUUCCACUCCCACCACAACCUGCUCAGCCUGGCCCAGCCCUCCUUGUCUUCCAUCUCCAGACACCCGAGUCAGGACCAUGACACCCAGGACCGCAGGGCCCCGCUGGGCUCUGCUCUCAGCUUCAACCUGGGCGGCCUUGGAAGCGGCAGCUGCUCCAGCCUGAGCGCGUCGACGGAGAGCAGCAUCUGGGUGAGACAGAUGCCAAACGAGGAGAGCAAACCGUCGUCGGUGUCUAAUUUCUGGGACUUCUUCACCGGGAAAGGGUCGAGCUCAGAGACGAUGGUGUGAUGAAGGGCGAGAAGAGAAAUAGGAAGGAAAAGAGGGUCUUUUUUUGUGUUUUUGCUGUCAGAAAUACCCAGAGCCCAGUUUUUUAAAAGUAAUCCAGCGGGAUUUUGGAAUGGAUUGGAUCAAAUCUUGGAAAUGGGUUUUCAAAAGCAAACGAGAGAUUCCAAACUAAGAUCAAAGCAUGUAAUCUGAUCUUAGAUUUGAUCUGGAUCAAACCUGCCCUUUGGUUUUUUUCAAAACUUAGAACUCGGAUGGGAUCAAUUUGAUCCAAAAACAAACAGGAUUAUCCUGAUCCCAUCAGUAGGGUGGGUCCUGUUGUGAUUUUCUGAAGUGGGUAAAGAACACAUUUCCCUUACCCAACUGAAACCGAAAACAUGCCGAUGGAGAUACAUCUCCUGAAGGCAGAGAUGGAAAGAGCUGGUAUCUGUCCUGUAAAUGAUUUUUGACUUUGGAUAAUAUUGUUUUUGUUUUGUUAUUUAAAAUUAUAACAAAAUAAGGAACGUGAAAUGUUUCUGUAUAUUACAGUGUUUCUU
Etheostoma cragini (Arkansas darter) is the source of this 2686-nucleotide messenger RNA. RefSeq names its product Rho GTPase activating protein 36 (gene arhgap36). Gene Ontology annotation, biological process: signal transduction. The transcript is spliced from 12 exons. The coding region runs from base 234 to 2156 and encodes 640 amino acids. The record is from RefSeq and is a predicted model, not a curated record. Lineage: Eukaryota; Metazoa; Chordata; Actinopteri; Perciformes; Percidae.